ACAACUUUUCUGGUGGAUAACAAGAAGGUGUUUGGCACUCACCUCAUGCAAGACAUGGUGAAAGAUGCUUUAAGGUCUUUUGUCAGUCCACCGGUACUUUCUCCAAAGUGUUGUCUUUAUAAUAAUCACCAGGCAAAGGACUACAUUGACUCCUUCGUGACGCACUGCGUUCGGCCAUUCUGUAGUCUGAUUCAAAUCCAUGGACACAAUAGAGCUCGUCAGAGAGAUAAACUGGGUCAUAUUCUUGAGGAAUUUGCCACCCUCCAGGAUGAGGCAGAGAAAGUAGAUGCAGCACUUCACAGCAUGCUACUGAAGCAGGAACCCCAGAGACAACACUUGGCUUGCUUGGGCACCUGGGUCUUGUACCAUAACCUGCGUAUUAUGAUACAGUAUCUCCUGAGUGGCUUUGAGCUGGAACUUUACAGCAUGCAUGAAUAUUACUACAUAUAUUGGUAUCUGUCAGAGUUCCUCUACGCCUGGUUGAUGUCAACGCUGAGCCGCGCCGACAGCUCUCAGAUGGCAGAGGAGAGAAUAAUGGAGGAGCAGCAGAAAGGACGUAGUAGUAAGAAAACGAAGAAGAAGAAAAAAGUUCGCCCUCUCAGCAGAGAGAUCACCAUGAGUCAAGCAUACCAAAAUAUGUGUGCUGGGAUGUACAAGACAAUGAUUGCGUUUGACAUGGAUGGCAAAGUGAGAAAACCGAAGUUUGAACUGGAUAGUGAACAGGUUCGGUACGAGCACAGGUUUUCUCCAUUCAACAGUGUUAUCACACCACCCCCAGUGCACUACUUGCAGUUUAAAGAAAUGUCUGACCUAAAUAAGUACAGCCCACCUCCUCAGUCAUCAGAUCUCUACAUGGCAGCAAGCAAACACUUCCAGCAAGCUAAAAUGAUUCUUGAGAAUAUUCCUAAUCCAGACAAUGAGGUCAAUCGAAUUCUUAAAGUUGCUAAACCCAAUAUUGUGGUCAUGAAGUUGCUGGCAGGAGGCCACAAAAAAGACUCCAAGGUUCCUCCAGAAUUUGACUUCUCCCCUCAUAAAUAUUUCCCAGUUGUGAAGCUUGUUUGAAAGACAAGAGAUUAUUGCUAGGAUACCUGGAGCAUAAUUUAUGUGUCAGCUGUAGGAUGGAAUAU
Molecule: messenger RNA, 1127 nt
Organism: Merops nubicus (carmine bee-eater)
Lineage: Eukaryota; Metazoa; Chordata; Aves; Coraciiformes; Meropidae
Gene: NAA35
Product: N(alpha)-acetyltransferase 35, NatC auxiliary subunit
Exons: 10
Biological process (GO): N-terminal peptidyl-methionine acetylation
Cellular component (GO): NatC complex
Source: RefSeq, a predicted model, not a curated record